GGAGGAUCGCCCAAGAGACCCGGGGCGAGCAGCGGGGAGCCGGGGCAGGCGGCGGCCGUUGAGGGCAGCGGGCUCUCGGCGGUGGCGGGGACCUGGAGGACGAGGGGAGCCGCCGGGGAGGAGGACUGGAGAGCCGCGCCCGCCGCGCGCGGAGCGCCCCUUCCCGCCCCCUGCACCAUGAGCUGGGGCACGGAGCUGUGGGACCAGUUUGACAACCUAGAGAAGCACACACAGUGGGGCAUUGAUAUUCUUGAGAAAUACAUCAAAUUUGUCAAGGAGAGGACAGAGAUUGAGCUCAGCUAUGCAAAGCAGCUCAGGAAUCUAUCGAAGAAAUACCAGCCUAAAAAGAACUCGAAGGAGGAAGAGGAGUACAGGUACACAUCCUGUAAAGCUUUCCUCUCCACCCUGAAUGAGAUGAACGACUACGCGGGGCAGCAUGAGGUCAUCUCCGAGAACAUGACGGCACAGAUCAUGGUGGACCUGGCCCGCUACGUGCAGGAACUGAAGCAGGAGAGGAAGUCGAACUUUCAUGAUGGGCGGAAGGCGCAGCAGCACAUUGAGACCUGCUGGAAGCAGCUGGAGGCAAGUAAGAGGCGAUUUGAGCGGGAUUGCAAAGAGGCCGACCGAGCCCAGCAAUACUUUGAGAAAAUGGAUGCUGACAUCAACGUGACCAAGGCUGACGUGGAGAAGGCCCGGCAGCAAGCGCAACUGCGGCACCAGAUGGCCGAGGACAGCAAAGCGGAUUACUCGUCGAUUCUUCAGAAAUUCAACCAGGAGCAGCACGAGUACUACCACACCCACAUCCCCAACAUCUUCCAGAAAAUCCAGGAGAUGGAGGAGAGGAGGAUCCUGCGGCUUGGGGAGUCCAUGAAGAUGUACGCAGAGGUCGACCGGCAGGUGAUCCCCAUCAUCGGCAAGUGCUUGGACGGCAUCGUGAAGGCGGCAGAGUCCAUCGACCAGAAAAAUGACUCCCAGCUGGUCAUAGAAGCCUUUAAGUCGGGGUUCGAGCCCCCAGGGGACAUCGACUUUGAGGACUACUCGCAGCCAAUGCAGCGUGCUGUGUCCGACCACAGCCUGUCCAGCUCCCGGGGGGACGGCAAGCCAGAGCCCAAGUUUGGUGGCCGAUCCAAGGGGAAGCUGUGGCCGUUCAUCAAGAAAAACAAGCUUGUGUCCCUUUUAACGUCCCCCCAUCAGCCUCCCCCUCCUCCCCCUGCCUCUGCCUCGCCCUCUGCUCUCCCCAACGGUCCCCAGUCUCCCAAGCAGCCAAAGGAACCCCUCUCCCAUCGCUUCAACGAGUUCAUGAUCUCCAAACCCAAAAUCCACUGCUUCCGGAGCCUAAAGCGAGGGCUCUCUCUCAAGCUGGGUGCCACGCCAGAAGACUUCAGCAACCUGCCGCCCGAGCAGCGUAGGAAGAAGCUGCAGCAGAAGGUGGACGAGCUCAACAAGGAAAUGCAGAAAGAGGUGGACCAAAGGGACGCCAUCACGAAGAUGAAAGACGUCUACCUAAGGAACCCGCAGAUGGGAGACCCAGCCAGCCUGGACCACAAACUAGCAGAAGUCAGCCACAACAUUGAGAAGCUGCGGCUGGAGGCGCAGAAAUUCGAGGCCUGGCUGGCGGAGGUGGAAGGCCGGCUCCCGGCCCGCGGCGACCAGGCCCGAAGGCAGAGUGGGCUGUAUGAUGGCCAGUCAGCCCCGGCCGUCAACAACUGUGCACAGGACCGCGAGAGCAGCCCGGAUGGCAGCUACACAGAGGAGCAGAGCCAGGAGAGCGAGGUGAAGGUUCUGGCCGCGGACUUUGACGACGAGUUCGACGACGAGGAGCCGCUGCCUGCCAUUGGCACCUGCAAGGCGCUCUACACCUUCGAAGGUCAGAACGAAGGCACCAUCUCCGUGGCCGAGGGGGAGACGCUGUACGUCAUCGAGGAGGACAAGGGUGAUGGCUGGACCCGCAUCCGCAGGAGCGAGGACGAGGAGGGCUACGUCCCCACGUCGUACGUCGAGGUCUAUUUGGACAAAAAUGCCAAAGAUCCCUAAAGGUGGUGCCCGCAAACCACGGCCUCGGGUGAGCCUUCCCGGAGGGACAGCUCGGGGGUCUCUGUCCCCACCCCCAGGCCCCAGCGCCCGCCCUCAGCCGCCGCCUGUCUCCACCCACAGCUGCCUGCCAGCCUCCCUUCUGGGUGCCCUCCCUUCUGCCAGGAGACCCCACAGCCCCAGGCUGCCUCUCCCUACCCCACCCCCAAGCCUGGGAGGGUGCUCAGCCUGGCACUGUGCACUUCACACUGUGCCUUUGGUGUGGGGACUUCGGAGGGCAGAGUGGACCAGAGGGCCCACCUGACCUGGCCGUGUAUUUUAGAAAGCUGCCCUCCCCCAUGCCCGCCCGGUGAGUAUCCCGCGUCCUGUGGACCCAGGCGUGGCAUUGACCCUCCGGACGUGCCCCAAGCUGGCUCAGAGUUUGGGUGCUAGGCGUGCAGCCCUGGUUCGAAGCCCCAUUGCCGGGGUCAACUCCUCCCCGAGGGGAGCAGUCGGCCUGCCCGCCCCCUACCAAGCAUGGGCUGAGGGACCCGAAGUGCCCCCCUGUCUCUGCACUAAGCCCCCUGUAAGGUGGGGUCCCUGUUUCCCCCCAAAUCCCCACAUGAGCAUCUUGGGGGUUUUAGCGCAGGUAUCACCAAAUGCCGGGGGCGUUUGCCUCCUGCGCUCCAUCCUCCCCACCCCACUCCAGGCUGUGUGGAAUUUAGUGGGGGCUACCCUCCCUUCCCUGUGGCUCUUGAGGGAUCCUCUAGGCUCCCAUGCCUGAGAGAAUGCACCAAGCAUCACAAGCCUGAGGGCAAGCCCCGGCCAUGUGC
This is a messenger RNA of Ochotona princeps (American pika), 2843 nucleotides long. It is a transcript of the gene FNBP1, whose product is annotated as formin binding protein 1. Gene Ontology annotation, biological process: endocytosis; signal transduction. Gene Ontology annotation, molecular function: protein binding. The record is from RefSeq and is a predicted model, not a curated record. The coding region runs from base 178 to 2034 and encodes 618 amino acids. The transcript has 17 exons. Lineage: Eukaryota; Metazoa; Chordata; Mammalia; Lagomorpha; Ochotonidae.